Diaporthe amygdali is the source of this 786-nucleotide messenger RNA. RefSeq names its product acetyltransferase. NCBI's taxonomy places the organism in Eukaryota, Fungi, Ascomycota, Sordariomycetes, Diaporthales, Diaporthaceae. Gene Ontology annotation, molecular function: acyltransferase activity, transferring groups other than amino-acyl groups. The record is from RefSeq and is a predicted model, not a curated record. Bases 1 to 786 code for a protein of 261 amino acids. The transcript has a single exon.
AUGUCGUCCUCGACUGACACGUCGUCAUUUUCUCUGAAGCCAGUCGUCCCAUCCGACUUCCCAGCUAUGGCUGAGAUGUGCGGCUUAGCUUUUGAGCACGACAGGCACACAAUGCUUAAGGCUGCUCACCCAACAAAUCCCUACGAUCAUGCUGCAGGGAUGACUGGCGCAUUUGAAUAUUGGCUUAGUCGCCCAGCCGGCAAAUUGGAGUUGACCAAGGCAGUAGACGAUGCGACAGGGGAGAUUCUGGGCUUCGUUUGCUGGGGUAUGAGCCUUGAUCCCAACACAAAGCAAACCAAGUCCGAAGACGGCCCUCCUGCAGAGGAAGUCGAUAAGGGUGCGGAGGCCAGUGUCGAACAGCCAAACAAUGCCUCGUCAACAGAUGAUGUUGCGUCUCAAGGCACCAGUCCUGACCCCCUCGAACAACUCGAAGAGAUGACAUCGUCCCAUCUCGCCGCGUUCCAAGAGCGGGUGAUGCCGAAUGGCGUUAGGUGCAUGUAUGUGAUCACAAUCACCGUGCAUCCCAAUCACCAACGCCGUGGAGUUGGUCCAGCUUUGAUCAAACAAGGCACAGACCGAGCUGAUGCUGAGGGCGUAUUCUGUUGGGUUCACUCGAGCGAGGCUGGGGUUCACACGUAUCAAAAGUGCGGAUUUGAGGAGGACGAUACACUCCAAAUCGACCUGGAUGACUGGGCAAGGAAGUUGGAGAUCAAGCCACCAGCUGGUGACGACAAAUGGGGCAUUUAUACGUUCAAAUAUAUGAUCAGGCAGCCCAAGGCUGCGUAG